Molecule: messenger RNA, 1986 nt
Organism: Ceratitis capitata (Mediterranean fruit fly)
Lineage: Eukaryota; Metazoa; Arthropoda; Insecta; Diptera; Tephritidae
Product: zinc finger protein 729
Exons: 5
Coding region: 117-1841 (574 amino acids)
Source: RefSeq, a predicted model, not a curated record
UGCAUUGUAAACAUUGCUGGUUAAUAAAAACAAUAAAUACACAUUUUAAAAUGCUGUGUAUAUAAAGCCUUGUUUCCAUUCCAAUACAUCAUAAUUUAUAAUAACUUUUUGCGAAAAUGGCAACUGUAUUGGAAAAAUGUGGAUAUGUGAUCACCUCCCUAUCAAGUGGGGAGAGGGAGUAUUUCCUGACUUGUAUGUUUUGUAGCAGCUCGUUUUCAUCUUUGGAAACCUUUGUGGCUCACCUUGAGGAUACACAUUUAUUAGAAGGAAGUGAUCAGGAGUACUUAGAAAUUAUAGACAAUCCUGAGCACGAACACCCCGAUGUGAUAAUAAAAGCUGAAAAAGAAGAGACAAAUGUGUCUGCAGAGAUAGAACUUCUCAAUAGUAGCACUCAAGAGGAUAUUCAACAUAUAAAAGAGUCUCCAAAUUAUAUAACAGAAACAGAAUAUAUAACAAGCGAUGUCGAAUUUGAUGAAACCAUGGAAAACUUUGAUACUAAAAUUGUGAACCGAUAUGCAAAGAAUGAAAUGGAUUUUAGCGACACAGAAGUUAAUAAAUACUUGGCAGAUGAUCAUCUGAAACUAUAUGAUAAAGAAACACUAAAGACAAUCUUUACAAAAUUUGAAAAACAUUCCAUAUUAUGGGAUAGGCACGAUCCCACAACAAAGAAUAUUUAUUUACGAUCGACUGCAUAUAAAAGUCUUGCAUCAGAUGUGGGGAAACAAGAUGAUUGGAAAAAUGUGAGAGAUUUAUUACGAAAAUUUAGUUAUAGACUUCGCCAAGAACUUGAGAGAAAAAGGAAAUGCUUAUCGACAGGCGAGCAUUACAUUCCAUGGUGGAUUGAGGAUAUGGAAUCGUUUCUAAAAAUUAGGAUAGAAAACAAAAAAUGUUUCGCACCAGAGGGAAUCCUUACAGGCGGAAAACUUAAAAUAUUUCUAAAAUAUUACAAAAGGUUAACGUGCCUUUGGAAUGAAGUCGACAUUGAUUAUAGAUUACCCAAUAAGCGACAAGAAGCAAUGAUUACAUUAAAAAGUUUGCUUGAAAGCUCUAAUAUUUCUCUAACAAAUUUAGAAAUUGAACAAGAAAUUGCUCGUUUUCGAAAAGUUUGUUGUCAAGAGAAGAAACGGAAGUUUAAAUGUGAAGCAAUGAAAUUGCAAUAUAUCCCCCAAUAUCCGAAUUACGAUGAAAUAAGCUUCCUUGAAAUAGAUGUUGGCCCAUUCAAAUGUGACAUAUGUAAGGAGAUACUUUCUGGCCUUAAUGCAUUGAAAGUACAUAAAGCAAAACAUGAUGGAACGAAACCCUUCACUUGUCCGCUAUGUGGUAACGGCUUCAGUACUGUCCAUAGUAUGAAUAUUCAUUUAAAUCGGCACACUGGUGAUUACAAGUAUAAAUGUAAAUAUUGUGAGAAGAGCUUCCCUGCAUCAUCUGAAUUGAUUGUACAUGAGCGCAGUCAUACAGGCGAAAGACCAUACGUAUGUGAUCAAUGCGGAAAAACUUUUCGUGUUUGGGUGUAUUAUGAUACACAUUUAAGGCGCCAUCAGAACCGACGCAGCUAUAAAUGUGAAAUUUGUUCAAAGGCUUUCUUUGGAGCACAUAAUUUAAAUGAGCAUAUGAAUAUUCACCGUAAGGAGCGUGAUCUUUUUUGUAAUAUAUGUGGAAAGGGUUUCAAAAUAGCUAAGUAUCUUAGACAACACAAACUAAUUCACUCAGUUGUAAAGAAAUAUGUUUGUAGAAUUUGUCACAAAGCAUUCGCUCAAAAUGCCGGCCUAAAUGGGCAUAUGAAAACACAUGGAACCAAGGUUAUUGGCAAUGGUCUUAUAUUUGAUACACUUACGAUAUGAUAUAAUAAUUUAAUGAAUGACUAUAUUAAAUUAAUAUUAAAUCACAGAAUUUUAAUUAGUGUAAUAAUACUACUCUAGUACUACGUUUGCGAGAUUUGUUUGAAAUAAUUUCUAAUUUAUUUAUAGUUUACAUUGAUUAGAAGAG